Messenger RNA from Solea solea (common sole), 2831 nucleotides. RefSeq names its product trimethylguanosine synthase 1 (gene tgs1). The transcript is spliced from 15 exons. Gene Ontology annotation, biological process: 7-methylguanosine RNA capping; 7-methylguanosine cap hypermethylation. The record is from RefSeq and is a predicted model, not a curated record. The coding region runs from base 91 to 2643 and encodes 850 amino acids. Gene Ontology annotation, molecular function: RNA cap trimethylguanosine synthase activity. NCBI's taxonomy places the organism in Eukaryota, Metazoa, Chordata, Actinopteri, Pleuronectiformes, Soleidae. Gene Ontology annotation, cellular component: nucleus.
AAGAAGCGCAUCCAUGCUGCUCCGGGUUCAUAGUUGAACUGUCCAGCGUGUGUUUGAGGCUCGUCUCGUCUCGUCUCGUCUCGUCUCGUCAUGAUGCUUGAGAGGAGCAGAGUGACGGUGGUGGCGGAGCUGUUGUUCAGCAGAAGGAAGCAGAGCUGUGAAGACGCUGAGGAGCAGGAGGAGACCGUUCACUGUCUCUGCUCCAGAGCCUUCGUCCAGGACCGGGAGCUUUACCGCUCUGACAACAGACUGCUGUCCUCUGCACUGAUUCACACUGCGGUCCACGAAUCCAGUGAGGAGGAGGAGGAGGAGGAGGAGGAGGAGGUGCUGGAUGAAGAGGCUCAACUGAUGGUCAGCAUGGGUCUGCCUCUAGCCUUCGUCUGCUCCUCUGACCUUAAGAGAGCAGGCAGAAGGUCACAGAGGAAGACUGACACUUACUCUGAAGAUCCAGAUGAAGAGGAGAAAGAUGACAAACAGAUGCAGGACAACAGCAAAGCCAAAAAGCAAGAAGAGUCUGAUCCACUGGAGGAAGAAGAAGUAGCAGGGAACCACAGUAAUGCCUGGGAAACCUACUGGGCUCAACAGGGUGAAGCUCUUCUGUGGAGCAGCUGGCUGAAUAAACACCCAGAGACAGAGCUGCUGUUGGCGGAUGAUCAAGCAACAGCCACUGCUCCAUGGGACAACACGGAAACUAAAGCAGAGUGGGACAAACAUGCUGCAGACAUGUACUACUCCUACUGGGAGCAGUACUGUUACUGGGCUGCACAGGGCUGGACCACUGACCAGUCUGUCUGUACUGGGAACACUGGUGGAGAAACAGCUGCAGGAGUGACGGACAGAGGCUCAGUGGAAUGGAAUGAUGGACAGACUGGAGCUGAGAGCCAAAACAGAGAAGAAGAUGACGUUGAGGUUUUGAAAGGCCAGUUUGAACAGAGCUGCACAUUAGAAGCAGUUGGAAGCUCUGUGACGGACUCAGAGAAACACAUGAGUGUGGCUGAUGUCACAGAGCAGUCAGAGGAACAGCUCUGCUGCUCUGAUUCUCCGUCUGAUGGUGAGAAGGAUUGCAAACAACCCACAGAUAACGUCCCACAGAACACAGCCAAACAUACAGGUUCCCAGCAAGCUACUGGCAGCCAUGACAAACAGCGAGGCUCAGCAAAUAAGAUGUCAAACAGAGAAGAUGACGAUGAUGAUGAUGAUGAUGAUGGGGACAAACCACCAGGAGGAGGACACGCUAAAAUCAAACGCAGUCCUGGUUUAGUCUUGACUCAGUGUUGUGUGUUCAGUCAUGAGCUGGAUGUGGAGGAGACUCCUCAUCUGACACCUGAGGAAGCUUGGCAUAAACUGGGACUCAAACGCAAUCCAGAGCCCAUGUUCGACAGUGUGUUGAGCUUUAAAGACAGUGCUGGACCAAAGCGUCAGAGGUGGACAAAGAGACUCACUCACAAGAUCAACAAACACACCCACUUCUCAGACGACACACACUCCCCUGCUUGCUCCACUCUCGUCAAGGUCCAAGACUUCCUCAGAAAGAGUCAGGCAGAAACACAAGUGAGUCCAUGUGACCAGACUGAGACAACAGAGAGGACAUCACAGGAACCGGAGGACACUCUUCUGUAUGUGAGACAGAAGGAGACGGAGAGUGCUGAGAGAGGAGGUGAAGAGGCUGUGGAAGAAGAGAGCUGCAGUUCUGUGUGCGGUUCAGAUGCAGAGAGGAGGCAGAGCAGCUCUCUGGAUAAAGACAGGAAGGAAGAGGAGGAGGAGCAGGAGCAGGAGCAGGAGCAGGAGCAGGAGCAGGAGCAGGAGCAGGAGCAGGAGCAGGAGCAGGAGGAGGAGGAGGAGCAGCCUGGUCGAGAGAUAACGUGUCCAGAAAUCCCUGACUUCCUCCUGUGUGAGGAAGCCAAAGAUGACAGCGAAUUUAGUGUGAAAGAUGGAAAGAGGAAGACCAGGAAGCAGAGGAGGAAGCAUAGGAGGAAGCAGCAGGCCCCUGCAGACAUGGCAGCUGAACCUGAGCUGGUCAAAUACUGGGCUCAGCGAUACAGACUCUUCUCUCGCUUUGAUGAAGGGAUCAAACUGGACAGAGAGGGUUGGUUCUCGGUGACUCCAGAGAGGAUUGCUGAGCACAUCGCCCUCAGAGUGCAGCAGAGCUUCUGUGACUCGCAGCUCGUCAUCGACGCUUUCUGUGGCGUCGGAGGAAACGCCAUCCAGUUUGCCCUCACUGGGAAGAGAGUCCUGGCCGUUGACAUCGACCCCGUGCGUCUGAACCUCGCGCGGCACAACGCUGCAGUUUACGGCGUGGAUCAUCUCAUCGACUUCCUGCAAGGUGACUUCCUUCAGCUGGCGCCCCGUCUCCGUGGUGAUGUGGUCUUCCUGUCUCCUCCAUGGGGAGGACCAGACUAUCUGACUGCUGACGUGUUUGACAUCAGGACCAUGAUGGAGCCUGAUGGGUUUCAGAUUUUUCGUCUGGCCAAACUGAUAUCACACAACAUCGUGUACUUCCUUCCUCGCAACGCUGACAUGGAUCAGAUCGCCUCUCUGGCUGGUGCAGGAGGGAAGGUGGAGGUGGAGCAGAACCUUCUCAACAACAAGCUGAAGACCGUGACCGCUUACUUCGGCAGCUUGAUCGGAUCAGACAGUCAGUGACGACCGUGUCAGGAUUUCUUCUUCUUCGUCACAGUGAAUCUGAUGAUCACGUGUCUAAGUGAGCGACGGCCCAUGUUUUUAUGAAUGUGUUGGGAUAAGCUAAAACUUAAAAAGAGAGUUUUACUGCGGGAUCUAUUUUUAUCAUUCUUCUUUGUUUUAAAUUUGAACCAAUAAAUGUUUUUUUUAGA